Vollenhovia emeryi is the source of this 573-nucleotide messenger RNA. RefSeq lists its product as uncharacterized. The transcript has a single exon. Bases 1 to 573 code for a protein of 190 amino acids. The record is from RefSeq and is a predicted model, not a curated record. NCBI's taxonomy places the organism in Eukaryota, Metazoa, Arthropoda, Insecta, Hymenoptera, Formicidae.
AUGUCCUCCGAAGAGGAUCCGGUCACGUUGAAGAAGCAGCGCGCUAUCAUUAAGGGAUCGUGCACGCGUGUUAAGACGUUUGUGGAGAAAAUUGAAUCUGUCACGCCGUCGGUCAGGGCUCAGCUCGCGGAACGCCGAUCCAAACUAGAUCAAUGUUGGUUAGAUUACAAUGCGGUGCAAUGUAAAUUGGAGAUGAUAGACGAUACCGAGAAUGGCGAUCGCGGGGGCUUCGAGGAGGCCUUUUAUAGUCUGUCGGCUAAAAUUCGAGAACUCGUGGAUCCACCGCUUACCACGUCGCGCAUUGACACUACGCCUUUUCCGUCGACGUCGAACGUCUCGGGAAUUCCAGAAGCGGCUACGUACGUGCGACUCCCCAAGCUGAGCCUUCCGACUUUCGGUGGGAAGUACGAUGACUGGUUCCACUUCUUCGACGCAUUCAACUCAAUCAUCCAUUCGAACGCAUCGUUAACUAAAGUUCAGAAAUUGCAAUACUUGCGAUCCUCGAUUACCGGGGACGCGAGCGAUAUUAUCAAUUCAUUGGAAAUAUCGGAUGUCAAUUACGAAGUCGCAUGA